Molecule: messenger RNA, 1668 nt
Organism: Penicillium canariense
Lineage: Eukaryota; Fungi; Ascomycota; Eurotiomycetes; Eurotiales; Aspergillaceae
Product: amino-acid permease
Exons: 5
Coding region: 1-1668 (555 amino acids)
Biological process (GO): amino acid transmembrane transport
Cellular component (GO): membrane
Molecular function (GO): amino acid transmembrane transporter activity
Source: RefSeq, a predicted model, not a curated record
AUGACUGCCGCAGACGAGGAUAUCGAGAAGAAGCUCUCGCCCGCUGUCGAGUCGGCGGGUGACAUGCCGGCUCCGGCAUACGACGAUGUGGUGAGCGCGGCCCCGGAGGUCGCCGCUCUGAAGCGAAGCUUGAAGGGCCGUCAUAUGCAGAUGAUUGCCAUUGGUGGUUCCAUUGGUGCUGGUCUGUUCGUUGGUACUGGAAGUGCAUUGAGCUCGGGAGGUCCCGGAGCUCUGCUUCUUGGCUACUUGAUUGUUGGCUUCAUGCUUCUUCUCACCAUCCAGGCGCUGGGAGAGUUAGCUGUUCUGUACCCCCAAAAUGGUGCCUUCUUCACCUACUGUGUCCGAUUCAUCAACCCUGCUUGGGGCUUUGCAGUCGGCUGGGACUAUGCGAUCAGUUGGCUCAUCAUUCUUCCCUUCGAGAUUACCGCUGCUAGUCUCACCAUUGAGUAUUGGCGGGACGAUCUGAAUGUUGGAAUCUGGAUUGCAGUAUUCUUGGUGGUUCUCUCAGUCAUCCAAGUCUUUGGCGUGCGGGGCUAUGGUGAAGUCGAAUUUGCGCUGGGUAUGAUCAAGGUCAUUGCGGUCAUCGGCUUCAUCAUCCUCGGUAUCGUGAUCGAUUGCGGCGGUGCCCCCAAGGGCGGAUAUAUUGGAGCGCGCUACUGGCAUAACCCCGGCGCUUUCACCGACUUCCGAGGCUUCUGCUCGGUGUUCGUGACUGCUGCCUUUGCCUUCUCCGGUACCGAGAUGAGUGGCCUUGCUGCUGCGGAGGCCGCCAACCCUGCCAAGUCUGUGCCCAAGGCCACCAAGCAGGUCUUCUGGCGUAUUAUGAUCUUCUAUGUGCUGGGCACUUUCAUUGUGGGCCUGAUUGUCCCCCAUGAUGCCGACUAUCUGCUCAACUCCUCCGGUGCCAACACCAAGGCUUCGCCUUUCGUCGUCUCGAUCCAAAAUGCCGGUAUCACUGGUCUGCCCUCGGUCAUGAAUGCUGUCAUCACUAUUUCUGUCGUCAGUGUCGCCAACUCUGCUACGUACGGAUCUAGCCGUACUAUCCAAGCCCUGGCUGCGCGAGGCAUGGCACCCAAGUUCCUGGCAUACGUUGACGGGAAGGGCCGCCCCCUGUACUGCAUUCUGCUCCAGAUCGCCUUCGGUUUCCUGGCGUUCAUCAAUGAGGCAUCAAGCACCGGCGGUAUUAUCUUCAACUGGCUUCUGGCUCUUUCCGGCACUAUCUCCUUCUUCGUCUGGGGCAGUAUCUGCCUCGCCCAUAUUCGCUUCCGCGCGGGCUGGAAGCAUCACGGACGCGACACCAGUGAACUGGCCUUCACCGCUCCGUUCGGUGUGGUGGGCAGCUGGAUUGGCCUUGGCCUCAAUGUGAUGUGCCUGGUGGCUGAGUUCUAUGUCUCUAUCGCUCCGAUGGACGCAGAGAUCUUCUUUGAGAACUAUCUGGCUGCCCCGUUGAUCAUUGCCCUCUUCUUCGGCUGGAUCAUCUACACAAAGUUCAACAAAGAUCCUAAGCUGGACCGGGGUAACUGGUUUGUGAAGGUUGAGGACAUGGAUGUCUUCAGCGACAUGCGUGAUACUGCGCUGGACGUUGACCUGCCGCCCAAGGUCGUGUAUCAUACCUGGGGAGAGUGGAUCAAGGCGGCGCCCAUGAGAAUCAUUCGCUCGAUUUUCUAG